Molecule: messenger RNA, 1025 nt
Organism: Boleophthalmus pectinirostris (great blue-spotted mudskipper)
Lineage: Eukaryota; Metazoa; Chordata; Actinopteri; Gobiiformes; Gobiidae
Product: membrane-spanning 4-domains subfamily A member 4A-like
Exons: 7
Coding region: 135-731 (198 amino acids)
Source: RefSeq, a predicted model, not a curated record
GAGCACAGGGACACGCUCAGGGCGGAACCAUGGAAAUAUAACGGAGCUUGUGCGCACAGAGGAGAAAGUUCAGACAGCGGGACGUGAAAUCUGUGGAAACUGCGCAUAAGUGACGCACAGCGCGCACCGGCGACAUGGCAGAAGCGGCUGUUGUGGACGCGGACACGGGACUGUCCCACAGUCCUCUGGUGUCUGUGUCCUUCCAGAGGAACGAGAGGAGAAAGCUCAAGUUUCUGGAGGGAGAGCCCAAGGCCCUGGGGAUCACCCAAGUCUGCCUCAUCCUCUUCCACGUGAGCUGUAUCGCCACCUUCAUGUACACUGGUGUAGACAGAUGGUAUUAUAACAUACAGGAAUUAAUUGCAUCGGUUUUUGUUUUAAUUGGAGGAAGUUUGGCCAUAGCAGCAAAAAAUCUGCAUCUUCCUACGCUCAGGGCUUGUCUGGGGAUGGAGAUUUUGUCCAGUGUGGCCUGCCUUGUCAACCUGUUCCGCAGCUCAUUGGAAAUGAGAACUCAUAAGUUUUGCUAUUCUACUCCAACACGUGAAGACGAACUGCACUGCGAGAACAAGAGUAAUGCCCAUUUGCAUCUUUUCGCUGGGUUACUGCUCGUCCACAUCGCUCUCUUUGCCAUUUCUGUCACUCUGGUGGUCUACGCCUGUAAGGUGGUCAACUGUUGCUCUCCUGCUCCAAAAGUGCCGGUGAUAAUGAUACAAGAACCUCCGGCCCCUCAGUGAGGACAGCUGGAAACAAGGCUCAUCAUUUACUCCAGUGUGACACAAAUGUCUCUCAGUACUAACAGCAUGUUUGUUAUGACACCUACAAAUAUUAUCUACACUAUUAUUACAUCUUCAGGAACAGUUUUUUGCACUUUAUGUACGCAUUUUUGUGAUUAUGUGUAACAAGAAGAAGUCUUAUCAUAUUGUGAAUUACACUUAUAAUUUAAAACUACAUAAAUCACUUAUUUGAGUUUUUAAUUGCUUGUUUGCAUUUUCUUCGUUUAUUUUUUAAUAAAUAAAAAAAUAAUAAUA